Molecule: messenger RNA, 922 nt
Organism: Physeter macrocephalus (sperm whale)
Lineage: Eukaryota; Metazoa; Chordata; Mammalia; Artiodactyla; Physeteridae
Gene: PKIG
Product: cAMP-dependent protein kinase inhibitor gamma
Exons: 2
Coding region: 43-273 (76 amino acids)
Biological process (GO): negative regulation of cAMP-dependent protein kinase activity
Cellular component (GO): nucleus; cytoplasm
Molecular function (GO): cAMP-dependent protein kinase inhibitor activity
Source: RefSeq, a predicted model, not a curated record
CCUGCCCUUGUCCCCACAGGACUGAAGAGCGAUGCGACAGGCAUGAUGGAGGUCGAGUCCUCCUACUCGGACUUCAUCUCCUGUGACCGGACGGGCCGCCGGAACGCAGUCCCUGACAUCCAGGGAGACUCCGAGGCCGUAAGCGUACGGAAGCUGGCUGGCGACAUGGGCGAGCUAGCCCUCGAGGGCGCAGAAGGACAGGCGGAGGUGGGCACCCCAGACAAGGAAGGUAGCAACCAGCCCAAGAGCAGCGAUGGGACCACCUCAUCUUGAACAUGACCUUGCCCGAGGAGGCUGGAAGAGAGACGCGCCGUGGACGGAAAGCCCUGGCACUGGCCCAGCAGCCUUUCCUCUGAGCAGUGUGUUCCAGGCAAACCAGGCCAGACUGAAAGGCAGCCCCAGAGGCUCCCGUGGCCCCUACCCUGGGAAUGCCCUCUGCCCCCACCCCCAGGCUCCACGCUCCACCUCCUCACUUGCCCGGGUACACUUUCAAGACACUGUAACCACAGGAUGUUAUUUAUUCAGCAGGUGCUGGGACUCGGGGGCUGGGUCCUGCCACCUGGGUGAACAGCCUGGGCAGGGACCGCAUUCUAGCCCUGCCCCCUCUUCUCCAGCCCAGCCGGCCUUCUGUGUCAGGACCUUCUUACCCCUUUUUUAAGAAGCACUUUUAAACUUUUUAGAAACUUUAAACCUUUUCUCAGCAGAGAGGGAGGGAGCUGACAAUUUACCUUUUAUUUUGGAAGCCAUUGUAAGUUAAACUCUUUGACCAUCUAUGCAGCUCUGAGGUUCCCUCAUGGAGCUUCACAGAUCCAUUUUUAGGGAAGGGAUCUUGUGCUUAAAACUCUCUGAUUAACUCUUUGCCCUUUCUACCAAGAUAAGUGACACCUAGGACCCAGGAAAUAAAUGCUGAUGAUUUGUGUGA